AUGUCCGCCUCAAAUGCCUACCCAGUCCCUCCACCUUCCUACUCCUCCGCCCCGUCAAUCAAGAAACCCGCCUACGGCGCCACCGCCGGCUCUUCCGACCAAGCCGCGAGCGAACCGUUGUUGGCGGGCGAGGGGGAGGCGGCGAGGAAUGCGUGGAGUGAGGAGGACGAGUUGGAGGGUGAUUUCAAGAUUGGGGUCACGGUCUCGCAGAGCUCGCAGGAUGUGAGGAACGACUUUGUCAAGAAGGUCUAUUCGGUCUUGUUCCUCCAGAUCCUCGGCACGACCCUCAUCGGCUGGCUCAUGUCCUCGAACGAUUCGAUCGUCUCCUGGACGCGCGAACACUCCGGCCUGAUGCUCCUCCCCUCGCUCGGCGCAAUCGGCGCCAUGAUCGGCGUCUACUUCAAGCGUCACUCCUCGCCCGCCAACAUCCUCCUCCUCGGCCUCUUUACCGUCCUCGAGGCGAUCACGCUGGGAAGCGUCGUGUCGUACUUUAAUCAGGCGGUCGUGUUGCAGGCGCUCGUGAUCACGACGUUUGUCUUCCUCGGUCUCACGCUCUUCACGCUCCAGUCCAAAUACGACUUCUCCUCGAUGGGAACCUACCUCUACACCUUCCUCCUCGUCUUCUUCUUCACCGGCCUCGUGGGGAUCUUCAUCCCCUACAACCGCACCUUCGACAUGGUCAUGGCCGGAGCCGGGUGCUUGUUGUUCUCGGCCUACAUCGUCUUCGACACGCACAUGUUGUUCCAGCGCCUCCAUGUGGACGAUUGGGUCGUCGCGUGUGUCGCGCUCUACCUCGACAUCGUCAACCUCUUCCUCCAGAUCCUCCGCCUCCUCUCGGACGUCCAGGAGCGCUAA
Rhodotorula toruloides NP11 is the source of this 855-nucleotide messenger RNA. Its product is annotated as bax inhibitor family protein. The transcript is spliced from 6 exons. The record is from RefSeq and is a predicted model, not a curated record. Gene Ontology annotation, cellular component: membrane. Lineage: Eukaryota; Fungi; Basidiomycota; Microbotryomycetes; Sporidiobolales; Sporidiobolaceae. The coding region runs from base 1 to 855 and encodes 284 amino acids.